Messenger RNA from Homarus americanus (American lobster), 1407 nucleotides. RefSeq lists its product as uncharacterized. NCBI's taxonomy places the organism in Eukaryota, Metazoa, Arthropoda, Malacostraca, Decapoda, Nephropidae. Bases 1 to 1407 code for a protein of 468 amino acids. The transcript has 3 exons. The record is from RefSeq and is a predicted model, not a curated record.
AUGAAGUGUUUCAUUUCUCCCUCCAUCACACUGCUGCUCCCACACACUACUGUUCCAUCCCACUACUGCUCCAUCACACUACUGCUCCAUCACACUACUGUUCCAUCACACUACUGCUCCAUCACACUACUGCUCCCACACACUACUGGUCCAUCACACUACUGCUCCAUCACACUACUGCUCCAUCACACUACUGUUCCAUCACACUACUGCUCCAUCACACUACUGCUCCCACACACUACUGGUCCAUCACACUACUGCUCCAUCACACUACUGCUCCAUCACACUACUGCUCCAUCUCCAUCACACUACUGCUCCCACACUACUGUUCCAUCCCACUACUGGUCCAUCACACUACUGCUCCCACACACUACUGCUCCAUCACACUACUGGUCCAUCACACUACUGGGCCAUCACACUACUGCUCCAUCACACUACUGCUCCACACACUACUGCUCCAUCACACUUCUGGUCCAUCACACUACUGCUCAUCACACUACUGGUCCAUCACACUACUGUUCCCACAUUACUGUUCCAUCCCACUACUGCUCCCAUCGCACUACUGGUCCAUCCACUACUGGUCCACCUACUGCUCCAUCACUCUGCUCCAUCACUACUGCUCCAUCACACUACUGGUCCAUCACACUACUGCUCCAUCACACUCUGCUGUUCCAUCGCACUACUGUUCCAUCCCACUACUGGUCCAUCACACUGCUCCCACACACUACUGCUCCAUCACACUACUGGUCCAUCACACUACUGGGCCAUCACACUACUGCUCCAUCACACACUACCCACACACACUACUGCUCCAUCACACUACUGGUCCAUCACACUACUGCUCCAUCACACUACUGGUCCAUCACACUACUGCUCCAUCGCACUACUGCUCCAUCGCACUACUGCUCCAUCACACUACUGGUCCAUCACACUACUGCUCCAUCACACUACUGCUCCCACACACUACUGUUCCAUCCCACUACUGCUCCAUCGCACUACUGGUCCAUCACACUACUGGUCCAUCCCACUACUGCCCAUCACACUACUACUGCCCAUCUACUGGUCCAUCACACUACUGGUCCAUCACACUACUGGUCCAUCCCACUACUGCUCCAUCACACUACUUCUCCAUCACACUACUGGUCCAUCACACUACUGGUCCAUCACACUACUGCUCCAUCCCACUACUUCUCCAUCACACUACUGGUCCAUCACACUACCGGUCCAUCACACUACUGCUCCAUCACACUAAGUACCAAAAAAAAAGUACCAAGAACAGACCAACUGCCUGAACAGGACAUUUAUGAACAUUUGAAGGAAAGAUCAACUAGUUCAGCUGAAACUGAGUUUAAAGAGUUCAGGGCCAGCAAGGGCUGGUUCAAAAAUUUAGAAAAAGUGACUUAUUAG